AUAAGCAAAAUAAAUGUCUUUACGUUCUCUUUCUCCAUCUUUGAAACUUGACUAGAAACCAGAAGAGCAAAUAUAGAGGAUUGAGUCAUGUCUAUUUGAAGGUGCGUUUUGAGGAAAUGACCAAGCAGCAGAAAACCUUUCACAAGUCACGUCUUUUUGCUUCAACUUGAGUGAGCAACAAAACAAAGCUGAAGGAGGCUGAAGAAAGACGAUGAAGAAAUUUGACUUCAACAGUCUCAUCUUCGUCUGGCUGCUGCCUCUAGCAGCUAGUGUCGCUCAGACAUCUGGUCCGUACGGUAUGCCCACGGACGGUUCAGUCAGUCAGAGCCAGCUGACCACCCGAAUGUCCAUCACUCUGACCCCCACAGCCGACACAAACCCACUGGAGAAGACAAACCCUCCUUCACUGCCAACAGCUCAAUCAGUGACAACUCCACAGAGCGCCAGAGCCUCAACGCCACAAACUACCACGAGCGACGAGUCCAGCAGCUCACUGAAGCCUGACACAGCGUCCACAGCAAUGUUCCCAAGUAGCCAACCUUCAACUGCACCUCCAAUGCCCAGCAGCUCCACCAGCACCCAACAUGCAGCGAUGUCCUCCACCUCCGAGUUCAGCACCUCUAACACCACCUCCUCACUAACGCCCCCAUCAGAGAUUCUCACCUCCCCUCUAACCCCAUCAGUCAGGACGAAGGAUAGCAAUAUCACUAGUGUACAAACAACUACAGGAACUGAGAUACUGACGUUCAGAGCCACCAGUCAAACCACCAAGAAAACUAAAACACGAGAAGAGACGAAGGAGUCAAGCUCUGGCAAGAUCGUGGCAGGGCUAAUUGGUGGGGCUCUGGCUCUGAUGAUGGUGGGCUUCUUGGCCAUUUAUAUCAAGAAACGGAGGAUUCAGAAGCAGCAAAUCAUGGUGACAGACUGGGCUGGCCCCUCUCCCUUUCUACAGGAUGAAAGAGACGGUGGUCUGGUCACACAGAGGCCAUCCAACCACAUCUCCAUCGCCAACUUCCUGCCUCGCAGGCUGUCCAAAAGACUGUCCCUACUUCACGACAUGGAUCAAGAGUUAAAGGACAUGAGUCCCGCCGUCACAUUUGGUCAUGAAGGGCAAGGUAAGGAGGCAAAAGAGAGCAACGGGUUAUCUGCUUCAGACACUAAAACCCAGACUGAAAAUGGAGAGCCUCUUGAAAGCUCAUCAUCUCCACCUAAAGGUCCUACAAACCCUUGAUCAGGCAACACCACUGGAAAUGGAACACCUCCUGCAACCUGAACUUUGUGAAAAAAUGCUCAUUCCUGUUGCUGUGCUUUCUCUGCUUCUUGCUGCCUCAGUCCCAGAAAACAGGAAAUUGACUAAUGUGGUUUUGUGAUGAAGAAAUAGUGAUGGGACAUUGUGACAUUUCCUCCGGGGUCAACAAAUACAAUUUACAUGCAGUAGGGCUAGGUUGAUAAAAUCAGUUGGAUUAAUAGAUUUAAGAUUAACAGAUCAAUAACCGAUUCAUAAAAAAAGUAGAUCGAUUUAGCACAUAAAGCUGAAGUCCGCUAGCUUGAUGCUAAUGAUUAAUGGAAUUUCCCAUACGAUGGCUAAUGCUAACACUUGA
Messenger RNA from Oryzias melastigma (Indian medaka), 1601 nucleotides. RefSeq lists its product as uncharacterized. The coding region runs from base 212 to 1231 and encodes 339 amino acids. Lineage: Eukaryota; Metazoa; Chordata; Actinopteri; Beloniformes; Adrianichthyidae. The record is from RefSeq and is a predicted model, not a curated record. The transcript has 2 exons.